Molecule: messenger RNA, 1707 nt
Organism: Miscanthus lutarioriparius
Lineage: Eukaryota; Viridiplantae; Streptophyta; Magnoliopsida; Poales; Poaceae
Source: the annotation of a GenBank genome assembly
AUGUUUGGAACACACCGAGCAUGGGGUGAGCAGGAUUGUUACCGUGAGAAAGAUUUAGUUAAGGAAAGAUGCAUGGAAACCAUCAAAAUUGGAGCCCCUUAUGUUCCACCAAUUGAAUCAUGCCGUCAUACUGUGGGACAAUCUGACAUGACUUGUAUAUGCCGUAUCCUCACCAUUGAAGAGUUGCUAAUAAUGUCUCAGCUUGAGGAGGACAUUGACCAAGAGAUCAGUAAUUGGGUUGAGAGCCAUGGGAAUGAAGAGGAUUUUGCUGGUGGAGAUGGUGGUGCUGCUGGGAAGGAGGUCAUCAAUGUAGAUGUUGAGGAGGAGAAGCCGAGGAAACAGAUACCAGCUAGAUCCAACAUGUGGCAACACUUCGCCAAGAUCAAGGUUGAUGGUGUGGUGGUCAAGGGAAAAUGCAAUUAUUGCAACACUAAAAUCAUGGCACAUCCAGUUCAUAAUGGUACGUCUGGCAUGCGUAAACAUUUUAACACUUGCAAGAGUAAUCCUCAUAGGGCUAGUGAUGAUGAAAAGCAAGGUGUUUUGCAAGUAAAUCAAGGCAAUGGUGUAGGCACUUGGAAGUUUGACCCUGAAUUGCUUAGGUCUGCCUUUGCUGAAAUGAUCAUAGAAGAUGAGGAACCUUUUGCAAAAGUGAAAGAUGGUUUUAAAGAAGUAGACAAUUCUAUCAAACGUGUGCAGGCUGUUGUUAGAUUUAUCAAGAAUGGUACAUCAAGAUUGGUCAAAUUUAGAGAGUGUACUGAAUUGGAGAAAGUGGACAGCAAGGCAUUCUUGAGCCUUGAUGUGUGCACUCGGUGGAACUCCACACAUGACAUGCUAGCUGCUGCUUGCACAUACGAAAAGGUGUUCACAAGGUAUGCAGAUGAAGAUCCAUACUAUCAUAUUGAAUUGCUAAGUGAUAUUAAGCCAGGUGUUCCGGGUCCGGGAGUUCCUGAAGAGAAUGAUUGGGAUAAUGCAAGGAAGCUCAUAGAGUUUCUGGGGCAUUUUGCUGAUAUAAGGAGACAUGUUUCAGCGUCAUUAAGUGUGAAUGCUCACACUUACUUCCAUGAGAUUGGAGAGGUCAAUGUUUUGGUGAACGAUUGGAUGAGCAGUGGUGAUUCUGUCCAAGUAGCAAUGGGAAAAAGAAUGAAAGACAAGUAUGACAAGUAUUGGGGGCAGUGGCAUGAGAAUUUGGAAGUACAAAAUGAGAAGGGGAAAGGGAAGGAGAAAGAAAAGGAAAACAUUAACUUGCUGAUUUUUGUUGUUGUUGUGCUUGAUCCUAGGUACAAGCUUUCAGAGUAUACAGAACUUGCAAUAGAGGAGAUGUAUGGUGUGGGUGUUGGACAGAAAGUUUGGGCCGCAGUAACAAAAUGCUUGCGUGACCUUUUUGAAGAAUAUAGGGACACUAAUUCUCAGGCAAGUGAUGUGAACCAGCAAUCAAGUGAUUCACCCCAAAGUACACAAGGUGGAGACUGUGCUAGAAAGAUGAAGACUAGAGUUGCAAAGAGGACGAGGCUAACUAAUGGAUCAAGCAGUUGCAGCAGAGGCAAAAUUAUUCAAGAGUUCAAGGACAAAGCCAUUUUGGAUGGCCAUGCUGCAAUGUCGCAAAUUCAAGGCAGCAAAAACAAGAUGGUCACCUCCACCAACAUCAGUUCACAGCCAAGCAAAUCCUCACAAGCAAGCAAAAACAAGAGCACAGACAAGUCCUCCUAG